Messenger RNA from Saprolegnia parasitica CBS 223.65, 1296 nucleotides. RefSeq lists its product as hypothetical. The transcript is spliced from 3 exons. The record is from RefSeq and is a predicted model, not a curated record. Lineage: Eukaryota; Oomycota; Saprolegniomycetes; Saprolegniales; Saprolegniaceae. Bases 32 to 1231 code for a protein of 399 amino acids.
AGCGCCAGCACCAGCCUCAAGCGCCAGCACCAUGACGACACCACACACGCCCACCGAGUCCUCAGGCCUGCUCCGAUCGCUCUCCAAGUCGAACGUCUUUGAAGAGACCUCGCGCGUCCUGCGGUCCAUCUCCCGCUCCAACGCGUUCGAGGAAGACCCGGCCACGCUCACGACCGCGCUCUACGCGUCGGCGACCGUCACCGAGAUCCACACGUCGCCGUUGCAGGCAUGGCUGGGCACACUCAUCCUCGCUGCCAGCCUCAUCACUGUCUCGUCCGUCGGCAUCGCGCUCGACCUCCAGACCGGCGUCACGCCGCUCCUCAAGCUCUUCUGGCGUAUGACCGCGACUGCGUUCUUCAUGGGCCUCUUCGCCUACGCCCGCGGAUGCUCCUUCAAGCUGCCGACGACCAUCGACGUGGUCUCGAUGGCGUUUGCUGGUAUCGGCUACGUCAUCUUUCUCGGCACGUUCAUCUGUGCGCUCGACAUGACGUCUGUGAGCCACGCGUACAUCUUCAACAACUGCCACUCGCUCCUCCUCGUCCUCGGGAAGCUCGUGUUCCGCCAGCCCGUGACCGGCGCGCAGCUCACCGGCACGCUCAUCGGGCUCAUCGGUGGCAUCGUGACGACCCUCGACUUUCACGUGUCGGAUCCGAACGCACCGAUCACGCUGCCAUCGAUGGAAGGCGAUUUCGUGGCCUUCCUCGGUGCCAUCGGUGGCGUUCUCUACCUCACGCAGGCCGAGCGCCUUCGCCCCAACGUCGACCUCAUGGUGUUCAUGUACUACCUCGACCUCAUUGGCGCUGGCAUCCUCCUCACGCUCCUCGUGUGCAUGGGCGCGCCCCUUGAGCUCUCGAUGGACCCCACGGUCGGUCUUUACGGCUGGAUGACGCCGGCGGCAAACCGCCUCCCGGUCGCCCUCUACAUUGUGUUCGUCUGCGAUUUCAUUGGCACCAUGGGCUACGUCCGCGGCCUCUACUAUUUCGAGCCGAUCGUGAUUUCGAUGGUGAUGCUCCUCGAACCCAUCAUCGCGACCGUCAUCGGUAUUCUCGCGCAGGUCGAAGCGAUCCCAGGUCUGCUCACGCUCGGUGGCGGCCUCCUCGUGCUGGCGGGGACGGCACUCGUGAUUUUGAGCUCGCCCACCAAGGCCUCCGACGCCGAUGAUGUCGAGAAGGCGCGACUGACACCGCCGAAGCGGUCCCUCUCCGACUCGGUGCCAACGAUUCAAGUAUGACUGUCGAUCGGUGGGAUCAUCUACAUACUGCAAUCAAAAUCGUCGGUCGUGUCUGUUGCUUUUCU